This is a messenger RNA of Caenorhabditis remanei, 2070 nucleotides long. RefSeq lists its product as uncharacterized. The record is from RefSeq and is a predicted model, not a curated record. Lineage: Eukaryota; Metazoa; Nematoda; Chromadorea; Rhabditida; Rhabditidae. Bases 1 to 2070 code for a protein of 689 amino acids. The transcript is spliced from 12 exons. Gene Ontology annotation, biological process: lipid metabolic process. Gene Ontology annotation, molecular function: acetoacetate-CoA ligase activity. Gene Ontology annotation, cellular component: cytosol.
AUGACCGCUGUGUCUGCAAACGGAAAGGUUACCGAGAAGCACGAGAACGGUGCUCACACCAAUGGACUCACGAAUGGAAAUGAUGUGGUCCAAGUUCACACACCACAGCCAGUUUACUACAAGACUCCACAAGUUCUCGAGACAUUCGAAUUGACACUCAGAAAGCAUUUCGAAGAGAAAACAAAUCAGAAAUUCGCCGACUACCGUGCGUUCCACCGAUUCACCUGCGACAACUAUGGAAUUUUCUGGGAGGAGCUGCUCAAAAUCUCCGAGGUCAAACUUCACCAAAACUAUAACCAGGUUAUCGAUAACAACCUGAAAAUCAACGAAAGACCAAGAUGGUUCAACGGUGCUACUCUCAACUACACUGAAAAUGUGAUUGAACGUGGAACAGCUGCCGAUGUUGCCGUUUUGAAUGCCAGCAUUGAUGGAUCAGUCGUUGAAUACACUUACGAUAACUUGCGCAAAGACGUGUAUCGCGUUGCCACCUCUCUCCGCAACUACGGAAUCGGACCUGGAGACACUGUCUGCGGAUUCGUUCCAAACACCUAUGAUACUUUGGUUGCUGUAUUUGCCACUGCCGCAGUUGGAGCUGCUUGGUGCUCAGCAUCGGUGGAUUUUGGACCAGCUGGAGUUCUUGACAGAUUUAGACAAGUUCACCCCAAAGUUUUGUUCACUGUAAAUCAUGUCACUUACAAGAAGAAACUGAUUGAUCAAACCGACAAAAUCAACGAGAUCCUCCCAACCCUCGAAAAAAUUGUUGUGUCGGACACAUUCACCUCCAUCAAGCUUGAUGCCUCCAAAUACAAUCAGAGUGAGAAGUUCAUCUCUUUGGAAGAGUUCAAGACCCCAAUCACCGACGUUGUACUCCCAUUCGUAUAUACUCCAGUGCCAUUCUCCGAUCCACUCUUUGUCAUGUUCAGCUCAGGAACUACUGGAAUUCCAAAAGCAAUGGUCCAUACAGUCGGAGGAACAUUGUUGAAACAUAUUGAGGAGCAUUUGGUGCAAGGAGACUCUAAGAAGCACGACCGUAUGUUCUUCUACACAACUUGUGGAUGGAUGAUGUACAAUUGGAUGAUUUCCUUCCUCUAUUCUAAAGGGUCAGUUGUGUUGUUCGAUGAAUGCCCACUCGCCCCGGACACUCACAUAAUCAUGAAAAUUGCUUCCAAGACAAACUGCACUAUGAUCGGAAUGGGAGCAAAACUAUACGACGAGUACCUCCGUCUUCAAAUCCCAUUCAAUGCCAUCUACGAUUUAUCCAGAAUUCAUACAGUCUAUUCAACUGGAUCUCCACUGAAAAAAGAGUGUUUCGCUUACAUUAACACUUAUAUCGCGCCAGCGGCACUUAUUGCAUCAAUUUCUGGAGGAACUGACAUCAUUGGUUGCUUUGUCGGAGGUAUCAAGUCACUGUCGAUCACUCCUGGAGAAUGUCAAUGCUUGUUCCUUGGAAUGGAUAUUAAAUCUUUUAAUUAUAUGGAUGAAGAGAUUACCAACUCUGACGAGCAAGGAGAAUUGGUGUGUGUCACUCCAUUCCCAUCGAUGCCAUCCCAUUUCUUGAACGACACCGACGGAAAGAAGUACCGUGAUGCAUAUUUCGCCCGUUUGGAGCCAUACUGGGCUCAUGGAGACUUUGUGAGAGUCAACCAUGCAACUGGAGGUGUUGAGAUGCUCGGAAGAAGUGAUGCUACGCUGAACCGCGGAGGUGUUCGCAUUGGAACUGCUGAGAUUUAUUCAGUUGUUGAGAAGAUUCCACAAGUUGCUGAUUGUAUUGUUGCCGGAAGAUUGGUCGAAGAAGGCAUGGAUGAGGAAGUAUUGCUCUUUGUGAAAAUGGUUCCGGGUCAAGAGCUGACACACACCAUUCAGGCUGCCAUUGUCUCCAAACUGCGGAAUGACAUGUCGCCGCGUCACGUUCCAAAUAAGAUCUACGCCGUUGAUGAUAUUCCGUAUACGUCAAGCGGAAAGAAGGUGGAAGUGGCUGUAAAGCAAAUUGUAAGCGGAAAAGCUGUGCAGAAGGCCUCGUCGAUCCGCAACCCAGAAUCCCUCGAUCACUUUGUCCAGUAUAGAUUGUAA